Messenger RNA from Monomorium pharaonis (pharaoh ant), 660 nucleotides. RefSeq names its product HIG1 domain family member 2A, mitochondrial. The record is from RefSeq and is a predicted model, not a curated record. Lineage: Eukaryota; Metazoa; Arthropoda; Insecta; Hymenoptera; Formicidae. Gene Ontology annotation, biological process: mitochondrial respirasome assembly. Gene Ontology annotation, cellular component: mitochondrion. Bases 143 to 436 code for a protein of 97 amino acids. The transcript has 2 exons.
AAUAUUAUCAACUGUCCGCUACGCGCGGAAUCUUCGCACGUGGUUGUUGACAUGAGCUCAGUGUCGAUCGUCGACAGUCGGCGAUGUGAGUACAGGCAGUGACGUGAGACCUGUUGUAUUAUUUUCUCGUGAAACGACGGAGAUGGUAGGCUUAAAUCCGAACGACGAAUUGGACUGGGUGAGGGUACGGGAAGAUCUGGACAAAGGUUACGUUAACGAAACGAUAUGGCAAAAGGCGAAACGUAAAACACAAGAAAAUCCACUCGUACCCCUAGGAGCAUUGGCGACUACAGCAGCUCUGACUGUUGGACUUAUUAGCUUUUACCAAGGAAAGAGAGGCAUGCAACAGUACAUGAUGCGUGCUCGUGUUGGUGCUCAAGCGUUUACCAUUAUUUGCAUGGUUGCAGGAUUUAUUUUGCUGCCAAGGUCAAAUUGAAAUAAAUGGUACACUGAUUUGCAGAGUACCAUUAUCUGUAUAGUAUACUUUUGCGUUUGCCAUGUGAUGUACUCGUCGCAUAUGAUGUACCUAUAUGAAUGAAUAUUUCAUUUUUUCAUAUUUAGUACAAAGUUAUCUCGGUAUAUAUUGAGAAAAGCAAUACUGUAUGUAAACUAAUAUUUUUACUUAUAAAAAUAUAUAUGAUCACAAUUAUUGAUACAGUU